UGUCCUGCCGCGCAGGCCGGGGCCGGCGGGCUCGCUGACGGCGGCAGGUGCUCCGCGACAACGCGCCUACGGGCUCCUUCCGCGAAGUUUGCGGGCGGGAGGAGGAGGGGAGCCGCGGCGGGACUGCAGCAGCCGGGCUGGAAAUGCCCCUGAGGAGCCUCCUGCUAACGGCGGGGCUGCGGCGGCGCCGCUGAAGCCCGCGCUGGCCGCCCGCCGGGACGCCUCUUCCUCCGGGGACGGAAGGGACGGAGCCGGCCGCGCUGCGGCUGAGCCGCCUCCGCGGGGCUCGCCUCUUCCCGGGGUCCGGCGCUGGGGGCUUUGCCCUUUCCCGCCACCGGCGCUGCGGAGCGCGGUCCUGCGCGCCCCGCUCCCGGCUCCGCGCCGGCGCCCGCCCCCCCGCGCCGGCCGGGCAGCUCUGUGCCGGGCAGCUCGGUGCCCGCCGCAGCCCCGCACGGCUGCAUGCCCGCCGCGGUCUCGGCACGUCUGGAUUCGCUGGAGUCCUGGGCCUUCCAUGCGCUGCUGGUGCUGCCCUAUAUGUUUUACGUGGGCUUGUUCUUUGUCAACGUGCUGAUCCUGUACUAUGCCUUCCUGAUGGAGUACAUCGUUCUCAAUGUAGGCAUCGUCUUCCUGCCCGAGGAUAUGGACCAGGCUCUGGUGGAUCUGGGGGUGUUCUCUGACCCUGGCUCCGUGCUCUACGAGACGGACAGCGAGCUGGAUGUCUUUGAUGGGUACUUGGAGUGACGCCCCGGGGCGCUCCGAAGCGACUGCGGGCUGACGCCGCCCGGCCCGGGGCUGGGGCCGGCUGUCCCGCCAUGGCCGUGGCUCGGGGACCGCCGCGACCCCGGGACGCUCUCGCUGCGGCUCGGCUCCUUCUGCGCAGCAUCUCCCCUCCCGAAUGCCCCCCCCCCCCGUCCCCCCGGUGCGAGGGCGAGGCGGGGGCCGGGACCCGCUGCCGCCGGGCAGGGACGCGGACGCGCUGCGGGGCUCGCCCGGGAAAUUCAUUAAACACCUGAAAUGGACUAUGACCAGGUUAAUGGAUCAAGUCAUGGAAAGAAACUAUAUUCUGAAAUGUAGAGAUGAAAAGAAGGACAAGGGGACAAGAAGAGUUGUCAUCAGACCUUCUCAGGUGUGACUUUUCUCCAUGGUCAUUGCCUCUUGAGUGUGCACUAGCUGCAGUGAUUCAUGCACCAUACUGGGCUUCCAUAGGUAAUUCUGGGAUGGACUGUAUGAACAAAUAAUAUAAGCUAUAUUCUAUUAUAACAGAAAAUCAAGAUGUUACUCAGAUUUGAUAAACUUUUGAAUAAAUACAAUGUCACCCGAAUGGACACGCUUACAUACUGCUUAAGCAAGUUUUACAAUCACACAUUGAAAACUCUACCGGCCAGUAGUUCAAAGACAGCACUCUCUCAGGGGAAAAUAUGCAGGAGUGACUGCAAGGAGGUUCUGUUCAGGGCAGUAUUACGGCAAGAACUGUGCUAGUAAGAUAUUUUAUUUAAAUAUUGAGUUUUGAAAUAGAUCAGAGAGUGAAUUUUAUACAAGUCAGGUGGAUUCAUUAUCUAACAAGAUACUUUGCAGAUUGUUUAGGCUUAUGUUCCUAUGUACAGAUGUGAAAGCAAUAUAAUAAAGACUGACCUUUUCCAUGAAAAA
Tyto alba (common barn owl) is the source of this 1647-nucleotide messenger RNA. It is a transcript of the gene DEXI, whose product is annotated as Dexi homolog. Lineage: Eukaryota; Metazoa; Chordata; Aves; Strigiformes; Tytonidae. The record is from RefSeq and is a predicted model, not a curated record. The transcript has 2 exons. The coding region runs from base 460 to 741 and encodes 93 amino acids.